Aureobasidium uvarum is the source of this 1278-nucleotide messenger RNA. NCBI's taxonomy places the organism in Eukaryota, Fungi, Ascomycota, Dothideomycetes, Dothideales, Saccotheciaceae. The record is from the annotation of a GenBank genome assembly.
AUGCCGCCCAUCAUCCGUCGAGCUCCCUUGUCCGAGCGUAUCAAGGCCUACCUCAACCCCUACGACCUUCUUCUCUGGAUCGCCGAAGAGCUGCACGACAGCGCUUUGGAUGAAGCUCUACGUGACUGGGGAAUGCCCAUUGGCGUCACUGCAAACAUCGUCUUUGCAUGCGCCAGGUUGGGCUUGAAGAAGAANCCCCACGACGACAUCUUUGGCGACUUUGAAUCAAAGAGCGGUUGGUUCUACUGGUUUUACCGCCUCUUCGAGAGCUCCAUCGAACAAGCCCCUUCAACGCCUUCUGCCCGCCGAGUGCGUGUCGACUCUUCCCCUUCAGCCUCGCCACUCGCAUACUUUUCGUCCAUCAUCUCUUCCAGCAAUGUCUUCUCCCGACGACACCCCGAUCAGCACAACGAUGUGUGGGAAGUCAGCGUUUGGGAUCCCAAGCCCUUCAAUCUCGAACUAUUCGCUCUCUUCUCGCCUGGCCAUGUCCUCGUCUACUGGCUCUUUCUACCUACGAGCGCUGCCGAUCCUCGUCCCUCGGUCACAUUCGUCACUACUAUCCUCCUCGCUGCUCUUCUGAGCGUACAAUUGCUCUUCUUCAAAAAGUUCUUCGUCCAACAGGCAAGAGACUCGACGUUAAUCCACAAGGAGGUCAUGAACGAGUACGACACCAAGUUUGUGCAUCCCAACAUGAACCGCCCGGUGCGCGACGUGGGCACUCAGACAAGAGACACGGCUACAAGUCCUGGCGGAGCAAGAAUCAGGACAAGAGAGGUUGACGUCUACACGCCGCACACUGUCAUCAACAAGGGAUUCAAGGUCAAUCCCAACCCAGCCUACGUCAACCACCUGACAGACGACCCCCGGGCCUUGUACGCCACCUCGCCGACUAAGAAUCUGUCGAGAAGCGCGACGACUCCUUCGCUUCAACCUACCUUUGGAAGCUAUAGUACGGUUUCAUCGUUCAACACAAACACCAUGUCAUCGUUUGGAGCGACGCACGAGCUGACAGACAUGUUCAACACGCCGGGCAAGGCACGGCCAUUGGCACGCGAGCGAGCGACAAGCCCGAUGAAGAGAGCGGGAGAUGGAGGAAGCUUGGGGGUGUAUAGCCAUGCAGCAAGUCCGCUGCGCAAGAGUGCGAGCCGGCAGUUGCUGAGACCUGAUGGCAGGCCACAAGGAAGUCCUUUGAAGAGGACGGUCAACGAGGAAGGAGGGCUGACGGAGAGAUUCGCGAGACUGAGCGAUGCGAAGCGCAGGGAUUCAUCAAGGUAUUAG